GGGGGACACGACACGACACGACAUCUCACAGACUCGAUCAUGACUGUUGUGAGGACUCCUGACGUCAGAGGGGAGAAUCAUCGGUGAGGUCCAAUGAGGGGAAUAUCAAGCGAGGCAUUAGCCAUGCUAACCGACGAGCACCUCGCCUUUCCACGGGACUUGACCCGCCAAAGAUGACGAGUUUACUCAACUACGUGAAAUAAAGGGCAUUUUAGUUUUUCUUUUAUGUUGUUCUCCGUCUCGUUCCCCCUCCAUCUCCAUCUCCUCUCGUAUGACAGGCACGGACUGCUCGCGAGCUCGGGGGAGAAAAAGGCAUUGCAGCUUCAUGGCACUGAGCUAUGAUUCACUCUCUUGCAGCAGCAAUGAGCAACCAACUUCAAAACACCUCUUCCCUCUCCACGGCGGGCACGUGGAAUCUCCUGGAUGUGCGGAACUCAUCACCGGUGCGAACGGCAGAGCUGAGGCCGCUUCCCGUUAGCCCGUGGGACAUUGCGCUGUGUGUGACGGGCACGCUCAUCUCCUGCGAGAAUGCAAUCGUGAUCGCUAUCCUGUUCUACACGCCCACCUUGAGAGCCCCCAUGUUCAUUCUGAUAGGGAGCCUCGCGUUUGCAGACCUGCUCGCAGGACUCGGCCUCAUUCUCAAUUUCGUCUUCAUCUAUAUGCUGAACACGGAGUUUGUAACUCUGAUCUCCGUUGGCUUGCUGAUCGCCGCCUUUUCUGCAUCUGUGCUCAACAUCCUGGCCAUCACGGUGGAUCGCUACUUGUCCCUCUACAACGCUCUGACCUACCACACGGAACGCACGGUGACAUUCACCUAUGUCAUGGUGGUUCUCAUUUGGCUGGUGUGCAUCAUCCUGGGCCUACUGCCAGUGCUCGGCUGGAACUGCCUCAGAGACGAGGCCAGCUGCAGUAUCUGCCGGCCGGUCACCAAGAACAAUGCUGUGGUACUUGCUGUGACGUUCUUGCUGGUGUUUGCCCUCAUGAUGCAGCUUUACCUACAGAUCUGUAAGAUUGCCUUCCGCCAUGCGCAGCAAAUCGCUGUUCAGCACCAGUUCAUGGCCAUUUCCACCACAAAAGGUGUAUCCACGCUCUCCGUCAUCCUCUGCACCUUUGCUGCAUGUUGGAUGCCCUUCGCCAUGUAUUCGAUUGUGGCAGACUCCAGCUACCCGAUGAUCUACACGUAUGCAACAGUGCUGCCGGCAACAUGCAACUCUGUCAUAAACCCAAUCAUAUACGCUUACAGAAAUCCGGACAUCCAGAAAUCCCUGUGGCUAGCCUGCUGCGGAUGCGUGCCGUCCAACUUCUCCUUGCGGCCAAGGACAUCGAGUGAUGUAUAGGUCGGACUCACAUAAUUCGUUUGUACUG
This is a messenger RNA of Sinocyclocheilus anshuiensis, 1365 nucleotides long. Its product is annotated as G-protein coupled receptor 12-like. The record is from RefSeq and is a predicted model, not a curated record. Gene Ontology annotation, biological process: G protein-coupled receptor signaling pathway. Gene Ontology annotation, cellular component: membrane. The coding region runs from base 339 to 1337 and encodes 332 amino acids. The transcript has 3 exons. Gene Ontology annotation, molecular function: G protein-coupled receptor activity. NCBI's taxonomy places the organism in Eukaryota, Metazoa, Chordata, Actinopteri, Cypriniformes, Cyprinidae.